This is a messenger RNA of Oncorhynchus kisutch (coho salmon), 2152 nucleotides long. Its product is annotated as alpha-(1,3)-fucosyltransferase 7-like. The transcript has 3 exons. Gene Ontology annotation, cellular component: membrane. NCBI's taxonomy places the organism in Eukaryota, Metazoa, Chordata, Actinopteri, Salmoniformes, Salmonidae. Gene Ontology annotation, molecular function: alpha-(1->3)-fucosyltransferase activity. The coding region runs from base 727 to 1773 and encodes 348 amino acids. The record is from RefSeq and is a predicted model, not a curated record.
GGGAAAUCAGGGAGAGAUGGAUGGUCAGUUUCCUCUGUCUGACAUUGGCCCUUUCUGAACAGUACAGAACUUGAUCUCUUCCCUUCUGAUAAUCUGAUAAACCUAUUUUAUCAUACAAUUUGUGUUAAAAAAAAGUGUGACUUUCCCCAAAGUCUCUUUAGGGUGAUUUCUCCCCUUCUUAGUGGUCUAUCUCAGCCUCCUGGUUUCAGUCAAUCGGUGUGCACAAAUGGACAUUUGGAUUCUGGCCCUACCCACUCUAGUUCAGAGUGGUUAUCGUCUUCAGCUGAUGAGGAUGCAAAGUUAGGCUGGGGACCAGGUUUUCAGUGUGUUUUCUAGAAAGCUGUGAGUGCAUCGACAUAACCACAACAAGUAAGAUCACAAGUCUUUCGGAUUCAAAUUCCUUCAUAAAAACAUCUUCAAAUGGAAACAACUGUGCUGAGCUCCAGCUAGUCAUUUUUACAAAUUGACUCUAGAAAGACUGGCUAAAAUGUUUACAUGUGCAACUUUUGAAAAGUCCUCUGACAUAACCGAAAAAGCUACUGUAUCUGAAAACAAUCUUCCCUACUAAUAAGAGCAUCACAACCCUUUUCACCUCUGCCUUCUGUGGACACUUCAAGCAAGGUCCAAAUCAACAGGAGCAGACAAGACAAGGACUUCACAUCCACGGACCUACAGCCCACCUCCCAGUGACAGAACCCUGAUGACAAACAAGGGUCCAGCUCUACCAUGAAAUCCCCCUCAUUUAGCCUCAGGCUCUUCCUCCUCAUCUGCCUGGCCCCUCUACUGUUCUUUCUGGUGAGACAGGGGAGUGAGGGUGGGUGGGGUCCAAACUCUGACAGAAGCCACAACAACAUCACCAUCCUGCUGUGGCACUGGCCCUUUGGCCCCUCCUACAAUUUGGAGGGAGACGUGUGCUGGAACCGGUACCGUAUCCCUGACUGCCGCCUGGUGGACCAGCGCUCUCUCUACCCCAGUGCUGACCUGGUGGUCUUCCACCACAGAGAGCUGAUGAACGGCCAGGAGCGGCUGCCCCUCCACCUUCACCGGCCAAGGCACCAGAAGUGGGUCUGGCUCUCUCUGGAGUCCCCUGACAACAACAGAUACCUGAACUCCUUCAAUAACGUGUUCAACUGGACCAUGUCCUACCGCCGCGAUGCCGAUAUCACCAUACCCUAUGGUAAGCUGCUGCUGAAGGACUGUGAUACUGGUAAUAAUAGCACAGAAGACAUCAUUCCCAAAAAUAAGUCCAUUCUGGCCUGCUGGGUUGUUAGUCACUAUGAGCCUCAGCACAGAAGGAGCUUGGUGUACAAGAGCCUGAAAAGAAGCAUCCCAGUGGAGGUGUAUGGUCGCUUGAGAGGGAGUGUUUUGGCCUCCAUCGACCUGCUGCCCACCAUCUCAAGCUGCUACUUCUACCUGUCCUUCGAGAACUCCAUCGCCAAGGAUUACAUCACUGAGAAGCUCUGGCGGAAUGCUUACCAGGCAGGGGCGGUGCCUGUGGUUCUGGGUCCACCUCCAGAUGACUACAUGGCCGUGGCCCCCCCCAACUCCUUCAUCCACGUUGAGGACUUUCCAUCCACCAAGGAGCUGGGGAACUAUCUCCGCCAGCUGCAACUGGACAAGGAGAGAUAUGCUGGGUACUUUGCAUGGCGGCAUAGCUAUCAGGUGAAAGUUUAUACAGACUGGAGGGAGAGGCUGUGUAGCAUCUGCCCCCAGUAUCACAGCCUGCCUGCUCAGAAGGUUUACCAUGACCUGGAAGCCUGGGUCAGGAAGUGAAACCACACCCAUGGUUCACUUUGGCAGCUCCUCAGACUUUCUGCAUCCUAAAUAGCACCCGUUUCACUAUGCAGGUCCUUACAUUUGACCAGGGCUCAUAGGGCCUGGUCAAAAGUAGUGCACUAUACAAGGGGAGUGACUUUUAGGACACCUUUUAAAAAUGUGACGGUGGUCUUCUCUAGGACCAGCUCUUUUCACAUAUAUGGACAUUUCAGCAAUAAACCACCUCCCCACACAACUAAUGUGUGAGAAAUGGAAAGUGGUUGAGCAUUUAUGGGUGAUCUGUGUUACACAUGCAGCAUUUAUACACACAAUAGCAUAUUCACUAACUGUUGUUACGACACAGGUUGGCAUGGAAAAUAAAAAAUAUUUAAUUGUG